This is a messenger RNA of Helicoverpa armigera (cotton bollworm), 3604 nucleotides long. RefSeq names its product ribosome biogenesis protein BMS1 homolog. The record is from RefSeq and is a predicted model, not a curated record. The transcript is spliced from 2 exons. Gene Ontology annotation, molecular function: GTPase activity; GTP binding; U3 snoRNA binding. NCBI's taxonomy places the organism in Eukaryota, Metazoa, Arthropoda, Insecta, Lepidoptera, Noctuidae. Bases 109 to 3549 code for a protein of 1146 amino acids. Gene Ontology annotation, cellular component: 90S preribosome; nucleus. Gene Ontology annotation, biological process: endonucleolytic cleavage of tricistronic rRNA transcript (SSU-rRNA, 5.8S rRNA, LSU-rRNA); ribosome biogenesis; maturation of SSU-rRNA from tricistronic rRNA transcript (SSU-rRNA, 5.8S rRNA, LSU-rRNA).
UAGACAAAAAAAAUAGCUGUCACUUACCUCGACAUGUUACACGUGAGGUUAUUUUGAAAUAUUUGAGAUGUGUUUCUUUUAAAAUAACACGAUACAUAUAAAUAAGAUAUGGCAGAUGAAACUGCCUUUGAUAAAAAGAAGUCGCACCGUGCCAAGCAAGCCGGGCGCAAAGCAGAGAAGAAGAAAAACAAGACUAAACUCGACCAGUCUAACCUAAGUGCCCGACAGAGAAAUCCAAAAGCCUUUGCUAUCCAGUCUGCUGUGCGAGCUGAGAGGCAGUUUCGACGACGAGAAGAUGUUAUCUCCAAGAAGCAGCACAUCCCACAAGUUGACAAAACUCCACUGGAGCCUCCACCUAUUGUUGUGGCGAUUGUCGGGCCCCCUCGAGUCGGUAAAACCACACUUAUCAAUAACUUGAUCAAGAGCUUUAUUAAAACUAAUGUGACGAGUACCAACGGUCCCAUAACUAUCGUAACAUCAAAGAAGCGACGUAUUACACUGAUAGAAUGCAACAACGACGUCAAUUCUAUGAUCGACAUCGCUAAAUGCGCCGAUCUGGUGCUGCUGCUGUGUGACGCCAGCUUCGGCUUCGAGAUGGAGAUAUUCGAGUUCCUCAACAUUUGUCAGGUGCAUGGUAUGCCCAAGAUCAUGGGUGUCCUCACACAUCUGGACAUGAUAAAGAAUGCUAAGACCUUAAAAACAACUAAGAAAACUUUAAAACACAGGUUUUGGACUGAAGUGUAUUCAGGAGCUAAGUUGUUCUACUUGUCUGGUAUUAUUCAUGGGGAGUACUUGAGGAAUGAGAUAAAGAACUUGUCUAGAUUCAUCUCAGUGAUGAAGUUCAGGCCUCUGAGCUGGAGGAUGACGCAUGCCCAUGUGCUGGCCGACCGCCUUGAGGACAUCACCAGUCAGGAGCUGAUCAGGAAGGAUGCCAAAGUGAACAGAGACGUGGUGCUGUAUGGCUAUGUGAGAGGAGUGCCACUCAUGAAGGAUUCUUCUGUUCAUAUUGCAGGUGUUGGAGAUAUGAAGAUCAGUGAGCUAUCCUUCCUACCAGAUCCUUGUCCACUCCCCAGCAGUGAGAAGAAGCGUCACCUCAUGGAACGAGAGCGACAGAUAUAUGCGCCCUUCUCUGGUGUUGGAGGAAUUGUAUAUGAUAAGGAUGCAGUCUACAUAGAGUUGCAAGGCUCUCACUCACACAAAAAAGAAGACGAGGAAACAAAUGAAAAGAAAGCUCUCCUCAAAAAUGUAGUAGAAACUAAGGAAACAGUUGAUGAGCAAAUGCAAGAAUCUGGCUUCAAGUUGUUCAGUGGAGGUGCAGUCAUUUACCCUGACAUGAUCAAGGAUGAUGAAUAUUUGCAACAGAAUAAGAAAUCUGAAUCAGAUGAAUCUGAUUCUGAUGAUGAAGGCAAUGACAGUGAUUCUGAUAAUGACAGUGGAAUAGAUCAAAGUGAAAAAGAAGAGAGGAAGAACAAGCUCCCUUGGGAUAAUAACUCAGAAGGUGGGUCAGAUGGAGAAGAUGAGGAUGAAGAAAUGAGUGAUGGUAAUCAAAAGAAACAAAAAGAUGAUUCAAGUGAUGGAGAAGAUGAUAGUGAAUCUGAAGAAGAACAAGAUAAAGAAGAUUUUGGGAUGAAAUGGAAAGAGAAGUUGGGUGAGAAAGCUACAGAAGCCUAUCUAGAACGACAAAAGACUUCAAAAAACAUCAUGAAGCUUGUAUAUGGUGACUUUGAAAUUGGAAAUAAAACUAAAAAUAAGGACAAAGAUGAAGAUUCGGAAGAAGAAGAAGAUGAAGAGCUUGGUGGUCUUUUCAAAAAGGUUACAGAUACACAAAAGAAAAAGCACAAAGAAAAGGAAAGGUUAGAUCUAGACGAGUGUUCUUUCUUCUAUGCUUUAAGUAAACCGAAUCUUAGAGACUGGACAAGUGAAGCAAAUAAACAGUAUUUGAUCAACAAUUUCGUAACUGGUAAGAGAUCAGCUGACGAAGAUGCUUCAGAACUCUUAAAAUUAGAUGACGCCAGUGACGGCGAUGAUGAAGAACUUUAUGGUGAUUUUGAAGAUUUGGAAACUGGAGAGAAACACAAGGCGGAAGACAAAAAAGAGGAGCAGACGACAGAAACUGGUACCAAACGAAAGGCGGAGCUUACCAAAUCUGAGAUAUUAGACAAAAAGAUGAAACUAAAAGCUAAAUUCGAUUCAGAAUAUGACAAUCCUGAUGAUCACAGGAUCAAAGGAGACCACUCUUAUUAUGAAAGCUUGAAAGCAGAAGCUUUGAAGCAAUCUGAACUAAACAAGUCAGUGUUUGAGAAUUUAGAUAAUGGACUGAGGGUUGAAGUUGAAGGUUUCAGACCAGGGUUAUAUGUCAGAAUGUUAUUCAAGAACAUGCCAUCAGAGUUCGUAACUAACUUCGACUCUAGUUACCCAAUACUUAUUGGUGCUCUCAAUAUGGCUGAGCAAAACGUUGGUUUUGUGUCAUGCAAAGUUAAGAAACACAGAUGGUAUAAGAAAAUUCUGAAAACAAAUGAUCCUCUUAUCAUUUCGUUGGGUUGGCGGCGUUUCCAAACAUUGCCCAUUUACUCUAAAAUAGAGGAUGAUUUAAAAUGCAGGUAUUUGAAAUAUACCCCUGAGCAUGUCACAUGUAAUAUGCACUUCUAUGGCCCUAUAACGCCACAAAACACAGGUUUCUUAGCUUUGCAAAGUGUAAACAACAAUCCAAAUGAUAUCAAACAAGUAGGAUUUAGAAUAGCUGCAACAGGAAGCGUAAACGAAAUUAACAAAUCUACUCAAAUUGUUAAGAAAUUAAAACUGGUUGGAACACCAUUGAAAAUAUACAAGAAGACAGCUUUCAUCAAGGAUAUGUUUACGACUACUUUAGAAGUCGCGAAGUUUGAAGGAGCUAGAGUGAAAACAGUGUCAGGUAUCAGAGGUCAGAUAAAGAAAGCUCUCAACAAGCCGGAAGGUGCUUUUCGAGCUACUUUUGAAGACAAAAUUCUGAUGAGUGACAUCGUAUUUUGUCGUACUUGGUUUAAAGUAGACGUCACCAAGUUCUACGCUCCCGUCGUUAAUCUAUUACUGCCUGCCGGAACCAAGAACGCGUGGCAGGGAAUGAAGACUAAGGGUCAACUGAAGAGAGAGCAAAACAUUAAAAACGAGGCUAACAAAGACUCGAUGUAUACUGAAGUGAAUAGGGCUCCUAAAGUUUUCAAGCCUUUAGUGAUACCUAAGAAUCUACAGAAAGGUUUGCCAUACAGAUUUAAACCUAAGGAAAAGUCGACAAUUCUGUCUGGUGUGAAUCCUAAAGACCAAUUGAAAAAUAGAAUAGCUGUUAUUAAGAAUCCUCAAGAACAGAAGGUUUCGAACGUUAUGAAGAUGUUAAAGACUAACUACGAGAAGAAGAAAGAGGUGCAGAAGGAAGCCACGGCGCAAAGACUUCAGAAACAUAAGAAACAACUAGAGGAAGAGGAAUGGAGGAAACUCAAACGACAGAAAGAAUUGAAGAAGAAAAUAUGUAGACAUUUAAGUAAAAUUGGUAAUAAAAAGAAACCACAGAUGUAAAUAUUGUUAUGCUGUUAUUUUUAUAACGUGUUCUUAGGCUAAUUAAACAAUUAAA